Messenger RNA from Ipomoea triloba (trilobed morning glory), 616 nucleotides. RefSeq names its product auxin-responsive protein SAUR68-like. The coding region runs from base 37 to 471 and encodes 144 amino acids. Gene Ontology annotation, biological process: response to auxin. Lineage: Eukaryota; Viridiplantae; Streptophyta; Magnoliopsida; Solanales; Convolvulaceae. The transcript has a single exon. The record is from RefSeq and is a predicted model, not a curated record.
UUCUUGUUCUCUUCCAUUCGAUUUCUCUUCCAUACCAUGAUCAGUUCCAAGAAGCUCAUCAAGCUGGCUAAAAGAUGGCAGAAAUUUGCUGCCAUCAGAAGAAAGAGGAUUUCCUUUCCGGGGCAAAAUGAUGAUGGAGAUACCUGUAGUACCUCCACUGCAGUUAACAGGGGUCAUUUUGCCAUCUACACAGCUGAUCAAAAGCGGUUUGUUGUGCCUCUAUCUUAUCUCGAGAAUGAGAUUAUUAGGCAACUCUUAAACAUGUCUAAAGAAGAAUUUGGACUUCCAAGCAGUGGGCCUAUUACACUACCAUGUGAUGCAGCCUUCAUGGACUACAUCAUUUCACUUCUUAGCCGAGGCUUAUCCAGAGAACUCGAGAAUGCAUUGCUCAUCUCAGUUACUUCGUAUCGGUGUUCAUCAGCAUCACUGCACCCAGCAGGGCUGAGAAAUCAAGAAUUGAUAGUUUUCUAAAAUUAAUGUCAAUCAUUUUUGUAGACUAGGAACUCAGCUGUAUGGUAGCUCAAUACAUCAAGUGAAAUGUACAGAAAUCCAAGACUUGGGAUAUUUAUUUGUAUUUGCCAGACAAUAAGAUUUUGUUGAUACUUUUAAGCUUAAA